Molecule: messenger RNA, 4610 nt
Organism: Amphibalanus amphitrite
Lineage: Eukaryota; Metazoa; Arthropoda; Thecostraca; Balanomorpha; Balanidae
Product: ATP-dependent translocase ABCB1-like
Biological process (GO): transmembrane transport
Cellular component (GO): membrane
Molecular function (GO): ABC-type transporter activity; ATP hydrolysis activity; ATP binding
Source: RefSeq, a predicted model, not a curated record
CUGGGUGGUGCAACGCCGCUGCGCGCUCCUAGAGUUGACAGCAUCUUCUGCUGCGCGCCCUAACUCUUCAACAACAACAACAACGACAGUAUCAGGCGAGAGCGGGCACGACUGCAGAUAUUACAAGGUCCACGUCGAGCCUCGACUCCUGGAACGACCUCACGAUGGCACCGGUACCUGAGGAGCAAGACGACUCUGACUUGGGGACCCAAACUCCGGAGAUCCAGCUGAAACAGAGCAAACUCGCCACCAUGAGUGAGGCCACACUCAGCACUGAGGAGCCACCAGCAGCGCCCGCCAAAGAGUCGGGCCCGCCUCCGGUGCCUUUUCGCCAGCUGUUUCGGUACGCUGACAGAAAGGAUCGAUGGCUCAUCUCUGCCGGACUCCUGGCAGCAGUACUGUCGUCCAUGGCCCUGCCGGCAGUUGUUUCUUUGUUUGGAAACGUCACAGAGGCCUUGGCGGAGUUUGGACUCAACCAGACGGCCGACGGGAGUGCAGAGAAGCUCAGUGAUGCCAUAGACAUGUUUGUGUUCAGUAUUCUCGGUACAUCGGCGCUGCAGAUGGCCACGACUAUGUCAUUUGUGUUCUGUCUGUACUACGCGGCGGCAAGACAGUCACGAUGUAUGAAGCAGAAGUUCUUCCGUUCAGCAUUGAGACAAGACAUAUCGUGGUACGAUACCAAGCAAAUGGGAAACUUCACUACUCGAGUCACAGACGAUCUGAAGAAAAUAGAGGAUGGCAUUGGGGAGAAGAUUGGAAUGAUUAUGGUGUUUUUCAUGACGUUUUUCCUCGGCGUCGGUCUGGCGUUUGUUAGCGGGUGGAAGCUGACUUUAGCGAUGGCCUGCUUCAUUCCGAUCGUGAUUAUCACCGAGGCAUUUAUGGUCAAGCUUCAAGCAAGUUUCGCGCAGAAGGAGGCACAAGCUUACAGUUCAGCAGGCUCAGUGGCUGAAGAGGUGAUCGGUGCCAUCAAGACAGUGAUGGCCUUUGGAGGCGAGAAUAAGGAAUCAGAGAGGUACGCCGCGAACCUCCAGGGCGCGCGAGCCGCCAUGCUGCGCCGCAGCGCUGUGACUGCACUCGGAGUUGGCCUGGUGUGGCUCACUCAUAAAGCCUCCUUCUCGCUGGCUUUCUGGUACGGCACAGAGCUUGUGAUUGAGUCACGGGUCGCCGGUGAUGACUCUACAGUCUACAACGCUGGGACGCUGACCAUUAUAUUUUUCGGAAUUGUGCUCGGAGCAGCCAACUUGGGCCAGGCUACCCCUCAUGUGGAGGCGCUCUCUGCUGCUCGUGGAGCCGCUGCAGCUGUCUAUUCGGUCAUUGAGCGAGAAUCUGAGAUUGAUGCCAACAGCGAGGAGGGGCUGAAACCUGAGAAAACGGUGGGACACCUUGAACUGAGAGACGUCCAUUUCACCUACCCAUCUCGACCAGAGACCCAGGUCUUGAAAGGCAUCAGUUUCGCUGUUCGACCCGGGCAAACAGUGGCUCUGGUGGGCUCCUCGGGCUGCGGAAAGUCCACCUGUGUCCAGCUGAUCCAGCGCUUCUACGACCCCGAGCAAGGAGAGGUCCUGCUGGACGGCCGUGAUGUCCGCGAGCUUAAGGUGGCCUGGCUGCGGCGUCAGAUCGGUGUCGUCUCGCAGGAGCCGGUACUGUUCGGUACCACGAUCGCUGAGAACAUCCGCUACGGCCGACCCGACUGCUCCAUGAAGGAUAUUGAGGAGACUGCUCGCCAAGCCAAUGCCUACGACUUCAUCCAAGAGCUUCCGCUCAAAUUUGACACGAUGGUCGGACAGAAGGGCGCUCAGUUGAGUGGGGGACAGAAGCAGCGAAUCGCCAUUGCACGUGCGCUCGUGCGCAACCCGCGCGUGUUUCUGCUGGAUGAAGCCACCUCGGCACUGGACUUGCAAAGCGAGGCUGCGGUCCAGCUUGCACUAGAUAGGGCUCGGUCGGGCCGCACCACAAUCGUCGUGGCCCAUCGUCUCUCUACUGUUCGAAGUGCUGAUGUCAUCAUCGCUUUGAACGAUGGACGAGUGGUGGAGACGGGCACCCACGAGCAGCUGAUGAAGAACGAGGGCCUGUACCACGGACUGGUGACGUCACAGAUCACCGGCGGAGGCGAGGAGGAAGAGGCUGCAGAGGAAAGAGUAGAGGAGGAGGCAGAGGAGGAGGAGGAGGAUGUGGUGGAAGAUAUGGUGGAGGAUAAAGAUGGUUUCCACCUUCCCGCCCUGAGGCGUCCUUCCAUUCCGGAUAUCACCCGUCUGAGGACUCUGUCGUCCGGCUCACACCCCAGUGACGGGCACCAUAUCGGAUCAGAGGUCAACGGGGACUCGACCGCCGUGACUGUCGUCCGCCCGGCCUCCAAAAAGAAGCGCAGAAAAACCGCCAAGAAAUCCGGUGGUGCAGGAGGACAGACUGAGGAGGAAGACGAGGGUGAGCCGGUGUCGGCCUGGAGGCUGCUGCGGCUGAACGGCUCCGAGUGGCCCUACCUGCUGCUCGGCGUGGUCGGAGCCGCCAUCAUGGGCGGCUCCGUACCCGCCCACGCUGUCGUGUUUGGAGGCGUUCUUGGUAAUCUCGCGGUGGAGGAUCCGGACGAAGCGGUGGACAACGCUCAGUUUUACGGUCUGCUCUUCCUCGGUAUCGGAGUUAUUACCUUCCUAGCCUCGUUCGCACAGGUGUUUAUGUUCGGCGUGGCUGGCGAGAGGCUCACCACUCGGAUCAGGAAGCUGACGUUCAAGGCGCUGCUGAGACAGGAGGCGGCCUAUUUUGAUGACUCGCGGCACACUGUCGGUGUGCUGUGUUCACGACUCUCCAGUGAUGCAUCCAGCGUACAGGGCGCAACCGGCACCCGGCUUGGAAACAUGACCCAGGCUGUGUUUACUCUCUUCCUCGCCCUGGGCAUGGCCUUCUAUCUGAGCUGGCAACUGGCGCUGGCGGCUCUGCCGUUUGUGCCGCUCUGUGUGCUGGGGACGUAUGUCGAGAGCAGACUGACAUCUGAGAGCAUGGCUAAGGAAAAGUCCGAUCAGGAGAGUGGCAACCAGAUAGCGGUGGAGGCCAUCUCCAAUGUCCGCACUGUGGCCAGCCUCGGGCUGGAAAACAUGUUCGCUGACCGAUAUGAAGAGCAGCUGAAGAAGACGCAUAGCAAGUACAUGAAGCGUGCGUUCCUUAGAGGUCUGGUGUACGGGGCGGCCCAGACUGCCCCGGCUGUUUCCCAGGCCAUCGUCUUCGCAAUCGGAAAGCACCUGAUCAUCGACGGCACUAUACCCUACUCACACCUCUUAAUGAUCACGGAGGGUUUGAUAUACGGUACCAUGGAGAUCGGUGCCUCCGUAGCUUUCUCACCGGACAUAAAUAAGGCGUUCAUCUCGGCCAGACGAGUGUUCGCACUGCUGGACCGAAAACCGACCAUCGACAGCUCCACCCAGACCGGAACCAAACUGCCGGGACUGAGCGGCUCCAUCAGUCUGGACGGCGUACAGUUCCGUUACCCCAGUCGCCCGGCGGUGACCGUUCUGCGCGGCCUCAACCUGAAGGUCCAGCCGGGCCAAACUGUGGCACUGGUCGGCGCCUCCGGCUGCGGAAAAUCCACCUGUGUUCAGCUGCUGCAGAGGCUCUACGAUCCGGAGCGAGGAGACGUGAGUGUGGACGGCCAGAGCGUGUCCUCGCUCCACCUGGGCUGGCUACGGUUCCAGAUCGGCAUCGUCUCUCAGGAGCCGAUCCUCUUCGAUAAGACAAUCGCCGAGAACAUAGCAUACGGGGACAACAGCCGAGAGGUACCGAUGACGGAGAUCAUAGAGGCCGCUCGAGACGCCAACAUCCACAGCUUCAUCACCAGCCUGCCGGCCGGCUAUGACACCCGCUUGGGCAGCAGCAGCAGCACCCAGCUCUCCGGCGGCCAGAAGCAGCGCGUGGCCAUCGCGCGCGCGCUGGUACGCCGGCCGGCUAUUCUACUGCUGGACGAGGCGACAUCCGCGCUGGAUACGCAGAGUGAACAGGUGGUGCAGCAGGCUCUGGACCGCGCCGCUAAUGGGAGAACCUGCCUGGUGAUAGCGCAUCGUCUUUCCACCAUUCAGGGAGCGGAUUGUAUCGUGGUGGUUAAUAGAGGCCGCGCGGUGGAGCAGGGCACCCAUCAGGAGUUGCUAGCAAAGAAGGGGAUGUACUAUGAGCUCUAUAAAACGAUGGGUUAGGUGGGCAAGAGAGAAUGUUUGUUGGAGUGCGUAUCCGUACCUACACUAUUUUGGUGGAUAAAGUGUGAUGUUUCUUGCGACAGUAUUUGCACCGGACGGUGCACCAUUGGGAACUGUUUGUUUGUUGGGAACUGUGCAACUGUUCGUCCGUGCCAUAUUUGAGUAACAGCAGGGAGGUCACUUAGGGUCACUUAGGGUCUUUUAGGGGUUAGAGGUGCCUUAGGGUCGCGCUGUGGUUUUAUAUCUCCGAGUUGGACAUGUGUGACCUGUUUUCAGGUACAAUGAGAUUUUAUGGUACUGUUACUUAUUGUUGUUACCGGUGGCGUCUUACGUGUACUAGAGUCUAGACCUGACUUCAGGGUCUACGAAAUGAUGCCGAAUGCCGGCGAACUUUUGUCCAACAUUUUACGGCUAAGAAUAAUGGGAGUGAUA